UCUGUUGAAAGAAGAGAAGAAGAAGAGCGAAGCUUCGACACUGGAGAAAAUGGCGAACUCAAGGCUUCUUCUUCGCCCACAGUUCUUCCACACACUACUUCCCGGCUCUCACACUCACCUCAUGAUUCCUGAAGACUUCUUCUCCAAGUACAUUGAGGAGGAAGGAGGAGCAAGCGUGACGGCGGAGUUGAAAUCCGACGCGGCGGAUAGAACAUGGAAAGCGAAGAUGACUGGCCGGAGACUCGGUCAGGGCUGGAGAGAGUUCGCCGUUGCUAAUAAUCUCCGUUUCGGCGGCGUCAUUCUUGUUAGAUACGAAGGAGAUAUGGUCUUCCAUGUUUCGAAUUUAGGUCAAAAUUGCUGUGAGAUUCAAGACAUUUCGCCUGCAUGUGGUGAUAAAACUUUGUUGAAGAAGCGUCUGUAUCCAAGAACACAAGUAGAUAGAUGUGAGGAGGAUGACAUUGAGCUUCCCAGAAACAAGAAAGUGAAGAUGAAAAGUCCAGAAGCAGAAGAACCACUUUCUUCAGAUAACUCCUGCUUUGUGGCUCUUGUCACGCCUUCUAGUCUACGCACAGAUAAACUGUUUCUUCCACAACAUGUUACAAGCUCAAAUGGUCUUACAAGAAAAUGCCGCAAGAUUGUUUUAGUAGAUGGAAGGGAAAAAUCAUGGACAUUGGAUCUGAGCUUCAACAAAUCAUCCGAUACUUUUUACAUGAGCCGAGGUUGGAGGAAUUUCUGUGAAGAAAACGGCCAAGAACCAGGAGGCUUCUUUAUGUUUAAACUAGUGGGAAACGGUGAAACUCCUGUGCUCAGUCUCGGCCUUACAGAAUCUAAUAAUGAUACAAGGUACUGUGCGCAAGCGAGCGAGAGGGAAUCUCUUUCCACAGAACCUAGCAGCAAAGAUGAAUACAUACAAGGCGAGAGCAGUGAAGAGGAUUGCAGCUCAAUGGAUUCGUUGAUGGAGGCCGGCGUUUCGUUUAGUUUGUGCUCUGCAGAUUCUACCAGUGAUAGUGAGCAAGAAGAGUAUUUCAAAGCUAUCAAGAAACAAUCUCUUUUCAAAGAUCCUAGCAACAUAGACAAUAGCAGCAAAGAUCAGAAUAAUAAAGAAGAGAACAUGUCAUGGGAGAGAAAGAAGAGAGGAAGAGAUUCAACUCCAUCGAGCCUAAAACAAUUUGUGACAUUAACGAUUACACCUUCCAGUGUCAGACAAUGUAGACUGGGUCUUUUAAAAAGUUUCACGAGGGACAAUGACAUCAACAAGCCUGGGAUGAUUACUCUGUUGGGCAGAGACGGUACUAGGCAUCAGACUCGAUUGGUGUUCGACAAAGUAAAAAGAAUCAUGGCUUUGGAAGGCGGCUGGAAAGAUUUUGCUGAAGCAAACGGCUUAAAGACUGGCGACUCCUUCACUCUCAAGUUGAUUUGGGAAGAUACAACUCCUGUGCUCAGCUUGUGCCCUGAGGAAUGUAGCUUUGACAGAGGACAAGGAGGAUGUUCAGAAACAAACCAGAAAAAGUCUCCUCCUCCAAUAGAACGUAGCAGCUGUGGGAAAGUCAUCAAGGAGAGAAACAACAGAGAGAACGAUAGUAAAGAGCAGACCAGGUCAAUGGAAAAAGAAAAGAAUCAUGUGAGAGGGAGAGAUUCAACUUCAUCAAGCAAAAAACAAUUCGUGAUAUUAAAGAUUACACCUUCCUGUUUCAUACAGUGUAGACUGGGUCUUCCAGCACAAUUUGCGAGAGAGAAUAGCAUGAACAAGCUCAGAAUGAUAUAUCUGUUGGGUAGAGAUGGUAGAAAGUGGCUGUCAAAAGUUCAACAGGACAAAAAAGGAAGAGUGAGUUUGGGAAAUGGUUGGAGAGAUUUUGCUGAAGCAAACAACCUUAAGUCAGGCGAUUCCUUUACUAUGGAGUUAAUAUGGGAAGAGGAAACUCGUAUGCUCAGAUUGUCAGGUGCAGAGUCUAGCAGUUCAAAAGCAUAUGUUUCCACAGAACCUGGAAGCAGUAGUGAUUCAUCCUCAGCAAUCCAAAAUCGAUCGGUCACAUUAACACUCACACCGGAAGAGGUUAGAGCAUGUAAGCUGCAUCUUCCCAGUGAAUUCAUGAAGGCUAAUGGUAUAAACAGACUUGGGAAGAUAACUCUUUUGGGUGAAAACAAAAGGGAAUGGUCUGCGUAUCUGUUGACAAGAGAUGGAACUGUUGCUUUGGGAAUUGGUUGGGAUGAGUUUUGUGAAGCUAAUGGCGUAAGUUCAGGAGAAUCUUUCACUUUAGAGUUCAGUAAAGAACGAAACAAAACAACUCCUGUACUUAAGUUUUGUUCUCUGGAAACUAACAAAAAGGUAGGAAAAUGUUAAUUAGAUAUAAAAAAAUUUCCAGGUGGUGACAACUCUUUCAUCAUACAAAUAGCAUGUAAAUCAAAUCAUAAUAGCCAUUACCAUCUCCUGUUUUUGCCAGACCAAGUUAAUUUAAAUAUCAAAUAGGAAUUUUUCUUUUUCUUUU
Raphanus sativus (radish) is the source of this 2486-nucleotide messenger RNA. Its product is annotated as B3 domain-containing protein REM13. Gene Ontology annotation, molecular function: DNA binding. Lineage: Eukaryota; Viridiplantae; Streptophyta; Magnoliopsida; Brassicales; Brassicaceae. The record is from RefSeq and is a predicted model, not a curated record. The transcript has 8 exons. Bases 50 to 2341 code for a protein of 763 amino acids.